AUGCAAUCUAUAAGAAAACGAUUUGCAUCCUUCUUUCCGAAUUCUCCUCGCAAAACGACUUGCGGUAUCUGUUUAGACGAUGAUAUUAAUGCUAAUCAGAUGUUUUGCGUUAAUAAAUGUCGUCAUCGAUUCUGUUACGUGUGUAUGAAGAAACAUAUAGAGGUGAGGCUAUUACUUGAGGGAAGUGUGAUUAGAUGUCCUCACUAUCGCUGCAAGUCUAAGCUGACUUUUGGAAGCUGUAUUGAUCUUUUGACACCUGAACUAAAAAAAAUGUGGCGACAAAAUAUCAAAGAGGACUCGAUUCCUGUAAAACAGAGAAUUUAUUGUCCAAACCCGAGGUGCUCGGCUUUAAUGUCGUUAAAAGAUCUCUCUAAAUCUACUAAAGAAGCUGGAUUUUGGAAAUACUUCUUUAAAUCCACGGAAGAAGCUAGAGUCAGAAGACGCUGCUUCGAAUGCGGUCAACUCUUUUGCAUCAACUGUAAAGUUCCGUGGCAUAGUGACUUGUCGUGCGACGAGUGCAUGAGAUUGAGCCCAAAUCCUACAGCUGAUGAUAUAAAGUUCGAAGCUUUAGUAAAAAAGAAUAUGUGGCGUCAAUGUGGGAAUUGCAAACACAUGAUUGAACUUGCAAAAGGAUGCAUCAAAGUAACCUGCAGAUGUGGACAUAAGUUUUGCUACAAAUGUGGAGCUAAGGCUGGAGAUUGCGGUCAUGGUCGUUUACAUACAUAUCUCUCAGUGCAACCAUGGUCGCCGUUACACCGGAGGUCACCACAGCCGCCAUUACAGCCGUUGCUGCCGCCUCCAUCAGUUUUGCCUUCAUGGAAUAGUAUGAUCGCUAACCGCUUUUGUGGGUUACUAGUUACAAUUCGGAUGCUUUGA
Camelina sativa (false flax) is the source of this 876-nucleotide messenger RNA. The record is from RefSeq and is a predicted model, not a curated record. NCBI's taxonomy places the organism in Eukaryota, Viridiplantae, Streptophyta, Magnoliopsida, Brassicales, Brassicaceae.